This is a messenger RNA of Fopius arisanus, 3816 nucleotides long. RefSeq names its product DTW domain-containing protein 1. The record is from RefSeq and is a predicted model, not a curated record. Gene Ontology annotation, biological process: tRNA modification. Lineage: Eukaryota; Metazoa; Arthropoda; Insecta; Hymenoptera; Braconidae. Gene Ontology annotation, cellular component: nucleus. Gene Ontology annotation, molecular function: tRNA-uridine aminocarboxypropyltransferase activity.
GCGCAAUCUAGACAAUCUAACAAAUAUAAUCUUCGAUUCCAAAUAUAAGUUUUGGUUGUUCUAAUUUUUCCAAGUAAAGAUGCGACAAGUGUCGAAAACCUAUUUUUCCAAUCCCAGCAUAUUACCGGGAAUGUUACCUGCAAAAUUCCAAGUUUGCCAAUAACGAGAGCAGUAUUUAUCGAUAGCACGUGGCAUCAAACUAAUUCAAUUUACAAAGAUAAGAGAUUACACAGUUUACCAUGUAUAGUACUCAAAUCCCGAAUCUCCCAGUUCUGGCGACAUCAGAAGAAGAGCCCGCGUUGGUAUUUGGCAACUAUCGAAGCAAUUCACCAAUUUUUAAUGGAAUUACAUGAGUGUGCCUAUGGCAAAAUCGAUAACUACGCUUUAAAAGAGACAGAUCUCUCAACCAAAGAAUAUUGUGGACAGUAUGACAAUUUAUUAUAUUUCUUCAAGUACAUGUACGAAAAAAUUCACACAAUUUAUGACCACAAUCACUUAUGGGCUUACAAGAGGCCUUUGAUUUAAUUUAAUAAUGAAAAUAAAAAAGACCAAUAUUUAAAUUCAUUAAUCAUUAGCUGAAUCAUCUUCCAUUUUUUAUUUUUUAUUCUCUUCUGCAUAUAACUCCAACGUACUUUAAACUCUACAAUAAAUUUUCGUGAAAAUCCGUUUAUACAUCGUCAUUUCUGCAUUUCGUCAUUUAAUUUUCACGAAAAAACUAAAUGUUCGCAUCUCAUUGUCACAAACAUUGUAUUUUCAAUGUUUUUUAAAUUAAUUUAUCAUCAACAAUGUGAUGCAAACACGCUAUUUUAUUUCUUUAUAAUAACUAAACAGUAUUUUUGUCGACCACGGGGAGAUGGCCAGGCGCCCAGCACCCAGAAGAAGUGAGGCAGUCGUCCAUUUAAUUUUAUACAUAAAAAAUGUCCCCAUUCUUCCCUACCCAUCGUGGUAGUAAUAGGAUUCACGUUAUUUUUAUUCUAGAACUUUUGUUCACAAGAAAAUUCUUGAACAAUCAAUCAAAAAUAUACGCAACAUCAAAAGACAUCAACUAUUUAUGUUAUACCAAUGUCAUGCAACACAAUUAAUAUGAUUUCAGUAGAACUACCCAACUGUAUUGAUAAAUCCACUGUCUAUAUAAGUCUUCUUCAUGCAUUAAAAAUAAUUAGUAAUCAACUAUUGACAACCAUCGAAGUAACACGGCCAAGGAAGAAAUACACACCAUUAUGGGUAACAAUAAUGAGAAAAGAUGUUUCUAAUUGAUUUUCGUUAUUCAACUUGAUUGAACCAUUAGUUCUAAAAUAACUCAUAUAAUUUCUCGCAUUUCUCAUCUUCAUUCUAUCGAGCACAGAAAAGAUCUUGAGACAUUAAGAUGCGCUUACAAAUUAUCGUACAUGCACGUAUUUCCCUCCUUAGCUGAAACAUUUUAAGAGGAAAACAUCACACUACAUACUCAUAUGGAUUGCAGCCAAGACUUGCCUUUUAAUUUCCUGUUUUGUCUACAGAAAUUAUUACUUAUGCUUUUAUUAAUAUAUUUUAAGGAAGGAGGAACAUAAAAAAUUACAAUCCAUCGAACAGUUAUUCCUGCUAGUCAUGAAAUGUGCUCUUUUCCUCACCUAAAAUAAAAUAUAACUAUUAUUCGGUAAAAAAAAAUCCAUAGAUUUUUGCAAUCCUUUUGUCUCUGAGAAUGUUUAGAAUAUAAUAUGUAAAGCACACCUAUGCCUUAUUAGUUGUUAGCAGUGCGCAUUUGGAUGUUCGUGGUACGGAUUUGCGACAAUUUAAUAAUUCUGACCAAUGGUUAAUAGGCCUCUGUGUUUGUUCUUACGUCGAGCCGUAAUGCUUUGCAUAAUUACAAUACUGUGUUUACAUUUACUACAGUGAAACCGCGCUCAGUUAUUUAUAUUUCUUUUCCUUUUUAAUAGCCUAUAACUCGCCCAUGCGGAAUGAAUAUACAUUCAUGUUACUUUAUAUUAUCAGAUACUCUUGCCGUAUUGUUUAUUUUUCCUAAUAGAAAAAUAUGGAUACGCUUUUUGGCACAGCUACGUUAAGAAUGCAACUUCAAUGUUUAAAGAAAGAUAAAUCGAUAUAAAGUUUUCUCUGCAAUAAUAAGUAGAUAAAUUGUAUCAUUUCAUUCUUUCAACAAAUUCAGAAUGUUAAUUAUUAAUAUGUUAAUAUAGCAUGAAUUUAGAUUGUUGGAAUGGUGUAACCAAGGAGGACAACAAAAAGUAUCAUGAUACCUUUUAAUGGUACAAAGAAGGAGAAAUACUGUAAAAAUUAAACUUUGGUCCGAUCCGACUAUUUUCAAUCCGUAAUCCAUCAUUUCAUCAAACUCAGGAAUUAAGGCUUCAACCGAUAGUUAAAUGAAAAUUUGUUAAACGUUUUUAUUUUAGUUAACAGUUGAAAGUUGCAUUACAUUGUAAAACUUAUCUAGAAUUUUUUUCAUGGUUUUUCUAUUUUAAAUUGCUAUUCAAUUUUUCAGAAACCCCAAUAAACAGAGAGUAACACAUGAUCUACUAUGACAGAUGAUUACUAUGAAAAUUAGAGAAGGAUGAACUUGAAAUUUUGAGACAAUUACAUAUAAGUAACUGAUGCAAAAAGGCUUUUCCAACAUUAAAAAAAUAUUUCUGUGAUUUUCUAUAUUGAAGUUUCGGAGUAGAAGAAUGUCGUGAGUUUAUGGCAAGCAGAGGAGUCCAUCAACGGUCAAUUAUAACAAUAGCACGUGGUGCUACCAGUCCAUAAUACUUCUAUCGUUGGAUCACAUGAACCAUUAUCGUUAAUAAGUCCAACAAUUCUAAACUAUUUGAUUGGAGCGAGGUUAGAGUCGCGGUUUUCUCGAGUCUAUUGAUUGAUAUCAAUUUAAGCAUAGCUAACGAUAAUUAUCGCAUCGAUAAAUUUCAGAUAAAAAUGACGAUUGAUUAGGACAAAUUCUUAUAAUUUUACGUCACGACUAAUCAUAAUUUCAUGACAGUGACAGUGUAAUAAAAAAAACAGCAACAAAAUUUUGAUAUUUUUGCCGGAUCGGUCGUUCAGGAAGUGUUAUCAGAAAAAUUAACGAUUUCAUGCCCCUCAUUCUCAUGAUAACCAUUGACACGAAGUAACUCUUCAUAGUAAAUCAUGCACGUUCUAAUCUUGUUUUAGGAGAAUUAGAAAGCUUCAUGUUAAAAAAGUUGCGAAGAAAAUUUUGUUCCAUCAAUUUUCAACCAAAACAAAAACGAAAAUUAUUCAUUUUUGUAGGAGGAGGAUAAAAUUAGUUAAGGGAGAUCUGAAAUCUUCCAGAAACCUACGAUGUAAAUGACCUCUCCAUUUCACUUUUUCUUUCCCUACCGAGGUAUAUUAAACUCCAACAAGACAAAAACACGUCGUCAAAACCUUCUAAUUUUUUUUGGUUUUCUUUUUUAUGAAAAUAUUCAUAUUAUGGGGCUCUCUGCAGUAUACUGUAAAACCAAACAACAAAAGUUACAUAAAAAAUUGAUGAAAAGCUAUGGAGAUACCGUUCGUAAAAUGAUUACACUCGAUUUUGAAUAAAUUAACUGUCGACGUCAUCGUCAAUAUCAUCAAUGCGAACAGAUAAAGAAGCCAAGUACUUCGAAAUGAAUUACUUUGGCAUAACAUUAAUCGCAUAAUCUAUUUUUGUAUUGGGAGGAUAUGGAGCUAUUAUUUCACAAUUUAAGCAACAGUGCAAUACUACGAUUAAGGCGCAGAUAGACUAUCUAUCGAACUUCAUUUUUUGUUUAAAUUGUAUCUUUUUAGCCUGAAAUUUAUUACAAUUUGGGAUCAAUUUGUGUUGCAGGAAGCACUUGAAGGGUCAUUAAAAAAUCAUUU